Molecule: messenger RNA, 568 nt
Organism: Racocetra persica
Lineage: Eukaryota; Fungi; Glomeromycota; Glomeromycetes; Diversisporales; Gigasporaceae
Source: the annotation of a GenBank genome assembly
GCCUCCGGAGCCCAGGCCAAGCCUUUCAUUACUCAUCAUAAUAAAUUACAUCGAGACUUUUAUUUGCGAAUUGCUACUGAGAUACCCCUUAAAAAAUUGCUGGUAGGUGGCUUUGAAAAAGUUUAUGAGAUUGGACGAAUAUUUCGAAAUGAAGGGAUAGAUGCCCGCCAUAACCCCGAAUUUACUACUAUUGAAGUUUAUCAGGCUUAUGAAAAUGCGGAGCACAUGAUGAAUCUGACCGAGGAAUUCCUUUUCGCAGACUCCCAAAAAUAUAAUUUAAAAUUAGAAAAAUUCCAAAAAACCACCGGGCAUGUCAUCUUGGCUUUUUUUGAAGAAUAUGUGGAAAAAAAAUUAAUUCAACCGACCUUUAUUUAUGAUUAUCCAGUAGAAGUUUCGCCCUUGGCUAAAAGCAAGCCGGAAAAUGAAAAAAUUGCUGACCGAUUUGAACUGUAUAUUGGUGGAUUAGAAUUUGCUAAUGGUUAUAGUGAAUUAAAUGACCCUAGCGAGCAAAAAAAAAGGUUUGAAGAGCAGAGUAAACAAAAAGAAUUGGGAAAUGAAGAAAUUGCCA